GUGCAACUGGGAAAUGCAGGAUUUUACUCAGAGGACAAGAAGUGCUAUCAUCGUGUAGAUGACAUUGCUGAUGUCGAGAACUUUGCCGAGGUGUUCUAUCGCGCAGCUACCGAAGAAGGUGCAGUUCGGCAGGAGCAUGGUGGUCGUCUCAACCAAUUCCUCAAAAGUCAUGAUAUUGACGAAUGGAGCACAGCUUUUCUUGAUCCCAGCUGGACUCACGAAGUUAUCCGACCAACUGAGAUUCGACAAAUCGCCGAUUUCUACUUGCUAAUGGCGCAGACUGCGCAAAUCCGACGUCAAAUCGUCGAGGUGGUUCUGAAAGGAAUGCCCAUUCGGCCACAUUUUGCUCUAUCUCUUGAGAAUGCCAAGAAUUCUCUCGAGAAUUGUUGUAUGGCGGACUCGAAUCUUUUGGUGUUGGAGACGACUACCCAUAGUGAAGAUGACGACGUUGCUACUAACACUCAUGCUACGUUCGACAUCACCGAUGAACUCACUGAGCUUCAGAAGGAUCUUGCUUUCCUUUCUUUCAUCCAGUCUGACGAAAUAAAUAACGUUGAGCAGUUCGUUGAUACUCUCGGCUCAUUCCAUCCGUCAGGUCCAACCGCAUUUGCUGCUGAGGUGGAGAAGGCUGCAGCUUUGUUGUCUCUCGGAGAUCAUUUCCAUUAUUUGUUCACAGAC
Molecule: messenger RNA, 678 nt
Organism: Ostertagia ostertagi
Lineage: Eukaryota; Metazoa; Nematoda; Chromadorea; Rhabditida; Trichostrongylidae
Source: the annotation of a GenBank genome assembly